Microbotryum saponariae is the source of this 833-nucleotide messenger RNA. NCBI's taxonomy places the organism in Eukaryota, Fungi, Basidiomycota, Microbotryomycetes, Microbotryales, Microbotryaceae. The record is from the annotation of a GenBank genome assembly.
AUGUCCACACCAACAACAAAACCCCAGCCGACCUCCGAGGAGAUCUCCGAACUCCUGCUGUGCGCCCGCUACGGCGACGAAGAGGACCUGGAAGAGAUGCGAGCGUUCGUGGACAAGUACGGAGCUGAAUGGCUCGCAGACGCCAAGGACGAAAGGGGGAAUACGUGUUUGCAUUUGAGUGGCGCGAAUGGGCAUGAUCGUACGUUUUCCUUUUUGCGUCGGGUGAAUUGGGAGGAAAAGUGUGCUACAAUGCAGCUCUGGGCGCACGCUCUCGGCGAGCUGCUCUCAGCCAGGGCGUGAGCAACCCUCGUCCAUCCCAGAUCAAAGUCGUCCUCGUGUAGCUGAUCCCUCUUCAGCAUUUUGCAGGAAUCAUCACCUACCUACUACCCCUCCUACCCCCUACAUCCCUGACCGCCUCGAACGAAGCGCUCUCAACCCCGCUGCACUGGAUCUCGCUCAACUACCACCUCUCGACACUGCACCGACUCUGCCCCCAUCUCCCGCGAUCCGCCUACGAUCUCAAGAACCUGAAAGGCAAGACCGCCGUUCAAGAAGCCGAAGAAGCGUGCGAGAGCUUCGUCGUGGAGGAGAAGGAUCAGGAUACACCUAGGGGGAAGGAGAGGGUCAGGAGGGAAAAAGUUGUGGGGUAUCUGUUGGAGAAGAUGGGGUUGGGGGUUGGGAAGAAGGGCGACGGUGAGAGCGGUCGGGGAGUAGAUGGGGAGGAGGUGAUCAAGGCUGGGAGUGCGGAGGGGAACGAGGAGGAGAUUGAGAGAUUGACCAAAGAGGCGGAGAGGAUCGAAUUGGAACAGAAGGAGAAGGCAGCGCAGGCUUGA